This is a messenger RNA of Populus euphratica (Euphrates poplar), 2390 nucleotides long. Its product is annotated as Leucine-rich repeat protein kinase family protein. The coding region runs from base 105 to 2120 and encodes 671 amino acids. The transcript has 4 exons. Gene Ontology annotation, molecular function: protein binding; ATP binding; protein kinase activity. The record is from RefSeq and is a predicted model, not a curated record. Lineage: Eukaryota; Viridiplantae; Streptophyta; Magnoliopsida; Malpighiales; Salicaceae. Gene Ontology annotation, biological process: protein phosphorylation.
CUUCACCUUCCCCUUUCCUUCUCUGUUGCCCUUUUCACUUCACUUCACACUUCACUUCACUUCAAAACCCCCCACAAUUUCCCUCACUUUCUCACAAACCAAACAUGCAUUCCCUCCUCUAUCUCCUCCUUCUCUCUCUCACGCUCUCUCAAACCCUCUCCUCGCCAACGGAACUCGAACUCCUAAUGGAAAUCAAGGCUUCUUUAGACCCUCAAAACAGGUUAUUGACAUCAUGGGAAACCAACAAAGACCCAUGUGGUGGUUCUUUUGAAGGUGUGGCGUGCAAUGAACUAGGCCAUGUGGCUAACAUUUCCCUUCAGGGAAAGGGUCUUCUAGGCCAAAUACCAGCAGCUUUAGGCGGGCUAAAGAGUUUGACUGGUUUGUACUUGCAUUUUAAUGCAUUGAAUGGAGUGAUACCAAAAGAGAUUGCUGAGUUGAGUGAACUCAGUGAUUUGUAUCUUAAUGUUAAUAAUCUGUCUGGAGAAAUUCCACCCCAGGUUGGUAACAUGUCUAAUCUUCAAGUUUUGCAGCUUUGCUACAAUAAGUUGACUGGGAGUAUUCCAACAGAACUGGGAUCUCUGGAGAAGCUCAGUGUCCUUGCUCUGCAAUAUAAUCAACUAACCGGUGCAAUACCUGCCAGCCUGGGGGAUUUGGAGUUGUUGUCAAGGUUGGAUUUGAGCUUUAAUGACCUUUUUGGUCCCAUACCUGUAAAAUUAGCUAAAGCUCCUCUGCUGCGAACUCUAGAUAUUCGUAACAAUAGUCUCUCCGGGAAUAUACCUCCAGCUUUGAAGAGGCUGACUACUGGAUUUCAAUAUGGCAACAACCCUGACUUGUGUGGAGUUGGGUUUUCUAACCUUGAAACAUGUGCGACUUCGGAUCCUAAUAGACCUGAACCUUCCGAACCUCAUGUUGCCAUGGAGAAGGACAUCCCAGAGUCUGCAAACCCUUCUUAUUGCAGCAAAAGUGACUGUUCGAAUCUGUCCAAGACCCCAAGAUAUGGUAUCAUAUUCGGCGUGAUCGGAGUUUUCAUUGCAAUGUCUGUCACUGGGCUUCUGAUGUUUUCUUGGCACCGUCGCCAUAAACAGAAAAUUGGAAGUGCCUCAGAUACUUUCGAUGGGCGGCUUAGCACUGACCAGGCCAAGGAGGUUUCCAGGAGGAGUGCCUCCCCACUUAUUAGCCUAGAAUAUCCCAAUGGUUGGGAUCCCAUGGCCAUUGGUCGAAGCAAAAGUGGGUUUUCUCAAGAAGUUCUUGAGAGCUUCAUGUUUAAUUUAGAAGAGGUAGAGCGUGCAACUCAGUGCUUCUCGGAGGUGAAUUUGCUGGGGAAGAGUAAUUUCUCAGCUAUCUACAAAGGCAUCCUGAGAGAUGGGUCAGCUGUUGCUAUAAAGUGCAUCACCAAAACAAAUUGCAAGUCCGAUGAAGCUGAUUUUUUGAAGGGGUUGAAGAUAUUGACCUCAUUGAAACACGAAAAUCUGGUGAGAUUGAGAGGUUUUUGCUGCUCAAAGGGAAGAGGGGAGUGUUUCCUCAUCUAUGAUUUUGUCCCAAAUGGAAACCUGGUGCAGUAUCUUGAUGUAAAGGAUGGCAGUGGGAAGGUUCUUGAAUGGUCGACAAGAAUUUCAAUCAUAAAUGGCAUUGCUAAAGGUAUUGCACACUUACAUGGAAGUAAAGGAAAUAAACAUGCUCUAGUUCAUCAAAAUAUAUCAGCUGAGAAAGUGUUCAUCGAUAGAUGGUAUAAUCCCAUGCUUUCGGAUUCAGGGCUGCACAAACUCCUUGCAGAUGACGUCGUCUUUUCCAUGCUCAAAGCCAGUGCUGCCAUGGGAUAUUUGGCUCCUGAAUACACAACCACAGGUCGUUUCACUGAAAAGAGUGAUGUUUAUGCGUUUGGCAUUAUUGUACUUCAAAUCCUCAGUGGAAAACGGAACAUCACUCAAUUGACUCACCAUGCAGCUGAAGCAUGCAAGUUUGAAGAUUUUAUUGAUGCAAAUCUCGAAGGAAACUUCUCAGAAUUAGAGGCAGCCAAGCUUGCAAGAAUAGCUCUCUGUUGCACUAAUGAAUCUCCAAAUCACAGGCCAACCAUGGAAACUGUGAUGCAAGAACUUUGUGAAUCUAUGGUCGCUGAUUAGCUUAUUUGAAAUUACGGUCCCUUUGCCUCAAUUUCCAAACAAUAGGGAAGUUCUAGAUCAGCCACUAACCACCACCUGAUGUUGGACCUCCUUUACUAAUAUCUAACUGCACUGCCCUCUCUGGAGGGCACGAGAUCUUGUGAACGUCGUGUAACUCUCUGGCCACUGAGCCGAUUGUAAUAUCUUAGUGAGUUAUAUGAAAUGAAUUUAGACAUGUAAGAAGUCAGUAUCUGUUUUCUCAAUAAGCAAGACUAGUUUUAUUUUAGUUGC